Bombina bombina (fire-bellied toad) is the source of this 4121-nucleotide messenger RNA. It is a transcript of the gene RELCH, whose product is annotated as RAB11 binding and LisH domain, coiled-coil and HEAT repeat containing. The record is from RefSeq and is a predicted model, not a curated record. Gene Ontology annotation, molecular function: protein binding. The transcript has 30 exons. Gene Ontology annotation, biological process: intracellular cholesterol transport. NCBI's taxonomy places the organism in Eukaryota, Metazoa, Chordata, Amphibia, Anura, Bombinatoridae. Gene Ontology annotation, cellular component: recycling endosome; trans-Golgi network. The coding region runs from base 10 to 3678 and encodes 1222 amino acids.
CAUCACAAGAUGGCGGCCCCUGCACCAGGUUCAGGCCCCGGUGUCUCCUCUGGUGUCAGUACCGGGUGUCCGGGUGUCUCCUCGGAUGUGGUGGCCCCAAGUAUUAGCAGUAGUAGUGUGAAUCCCUUCCUCAGUGACUCAGAAGAAGAAGAGGAGGAGGAAGAAGAAGACGAAGAGGAGGAUGAUGAUGAUGAGUCCCCAGCAGACCCCCGCCCCGGUACCCAGCUCGCCCCUCGCUAUCUUCAGGAGUACGGUGAGCCACCCACGCUGCCCCCCGUGGGACCUCGAUGCUGUCCUCCCGCGGGGGAGCUGGGCCGAGUACCCAUUGACGCGGUUGCAGCUCAGCUGCUGCGGGAUCAGCUGUUACUGACAGCUCUGGAGCUGCACACAGAGCUACUGGAGACCGGACGGGAGCUGCCCAGACUCCGGGAUUACUUCUCUAACCCUGGCAACUUUGAGAGACCUGCAGCGGGGGCACCACUAGGGAGCAGCAACACAGCCAGCACCGGCACCGGGGGACAACUGAACCGAGCAGGCAGCAUUAGCACACUUGAUUCCCUGGAUUUUGCACGGUACUCUGAUGAUGGGAACAGGGAGACAGAUGAAAGGGUGACAGUCCUGGAGUUUGAACUACGGAAAGCCAAGGAGACCAUUCAAUCGCUCAGGGUCAACCUGACUCUGACAGCAGAAAAUGAGGGCCCGUUGCAGGAACGAAAAAAUUAUAAAUCAAGUUCUGAAAUUCAGGAGCCUAUAAAACCGCUUGAAAAAAGAGCACUAAACUUCCUUGUGAACGAGUAUUUAUUAAAAAAUAACAACAAGCUCACGUCAAUAACCUUUUCAGAUGAAAACGAUGACCAGGAUUUUGAGCUGUGGGAUGACGUAGGAUUAAAUAUUCCAAAGCCCCCAGAUCUUUUGCAACUAUACCGUAACUUUGGGAACCACCAAACAAUUACAAAAGAUGUGGUGGAUAUUGCAGUUGGUGUGAAGGAAGAAGAACUGCAGCCCGUCCACAGUAAAGAGUAUCCUACUGCAGAGCCACAAACUCUACAGAAAUCUGCAGUAGAGCAGGAAUUAGAAGAUAGAAUUAUUUUAUGUAACACUGAAAAAGCUGCUUUGUUGGAUAAAAUCCUGGAUCUUGAAAGGGAGAUUGAAACGCUAAAAAACGCAAAUUCUCUAUUAGACGUUUCUGCUACAGCCAAGCUUCUUUCAGACAGAUUGCAAAAUCAAAUGUCAGUUGAGAGUGACCACUACAUAGAUAUCAGAAGUUCUGACAGUGAAACAAAACGUGACCAAUCAGAAGAAAGGAGGCCUGAUGGACAGCCUGAAACUGAGGUUGAUUCCCGCCCUCCACAAGAGGUUCCCCCCAGUCCCGAAUUAUUGAAGGUGAACAAGAAAACUCUACUGAGUGCGCCACCCAGUAAAGCUGGUGUACAAUUUGACAAACCAAAUAGGAAACUGUCGCCUGCCUUUCAUCAAGCGCUUCUCUCGUUUUGUCGAAUGUCUGCAGACAGCCGUUUGGGCUCAGAGGUCUCAAGAAUUGCAGACAGCGAGAAAGGUGUUAUGCUGAUGCUGGGACGAUGCUUACCUCACAUUGUCCCAAAUGUGCUGCUUGCAAAACGAGAGAGAAUGGUUGUGCAUCUGUGUCAGGAAUUGAUUCCGCUCAUUUUGUGCACUGCCUGCCUCCAUCCAGAGUCCAAAGAAAGAGACCAGCUCCUGCACAUACUGUUCAACUUAAUCAAGCGCCCGGACGAUGAGCAAAGGCAAAUGAUUUUAACUGGAUGUGUUGCGUUUGCUCGUCAUGUUGGACCAACCCGAGUUGAAGCAGAGCUUUUACCUCAGUGCUGGGAACAGAUCAAUCACAAAUACCCAGAAAGAAGACUGCUUGUGGCAGAGUCCUGCGGAGACCUAGCGCCAUACCUCCCUAAGGAAAUCAGAAGUUCAUUAGUGCUGUCAAUGCUGCAGCAAAUGUUGAUGGAGGAUAAAGCAGACAUGGUACGGGAAGCUGUAAUUAAAAGCCUAGGCAUUAUUAUGGGAUACAUUGACGAUCCAGACAAAUACCAACAGGGUUUUGAACUUCUAUUGACAGCCUUAGGUGACCCUUCAGAAAGAGUAGUAAGUGCCACUCAUCAGGUGUUUUUACCAGCCUAUGCUGCAUGGACUAUGGAACUGGGAAAUCUACAGUCUCAUCUCAUUCCUACGCUGCUUAAUAAAAUUGAAAAACUCCUCAGGGAAGGAGAGCAUGGGCUGGAUGAACACAAGCUACAUAUGUACCUAUCUGCCUUGCAAUCCCUGAUCCCUUCAUUAUUUGCAACUGUGUUGCAGAAUGCACCUUUUACAAGUAAAGCCAAACUUCAGGGUGAAAUUCUACAGAUAGAAGUGACUAGAUUCCCUAGACCUAUGUCUCCUCUUCAAGAUGUAGCAACCAUUAUCGGAAGCCGCGAGCAGCUAGCUGUGCUACUGCAGCUAUAUGAUUAUCAGCUGGAGCAUGAGGGAACAACCGGCUGGGAAAGUUUGCUUUGGGUUGUUAAUCAGCUAUUACCACAACUAAUAGAAAUAGUUGGACGCAUAAAUGUUGCAUCAACAGCUUGUGUCCAUGAGUUUUCUAGAUUUUUUUGGCGGAUGUGCAGAACUUUUGGAAAAAUCUUUACCAACACUAAGGUUAAACCACAAUUCCAGGAAAUCUUGAGAUUAUCUGAAGAAAAUGUUGACUCUACUGCAGGAAAUGGAGUCCUUACAAAAGCCACUGUCCCUAUAUAUGCAACUGGAGUCCUUACAUGCUAUAAUCAGGAAGAAGACCGUAAACUGUUAGUUGGAUUUUUAGAGGAUGUAAUGACCAUGCUCUCAUUGUCUCAUGCACCUUUGGACAGUCUUAAGGCCUCCUUUGUAGAGCUGGGGACAAAUCCGGCAUACCAUGAGUUGCUUCUGACCGUUCUUUGGUAUGGGGUUGUCCACACUUCAGCACUAGUUAGAUGUACCGCUGCCAGAAUGUUUGAGCUUUUGGUGAAAGGGGUGAAUGAAACUUUGGUAGCUCAGAGAGUUGUUCCUGCUCUGAUUACUCUCUCCAGUGAUCCUGAAAUCUCUGUAAGGAUUGCAACAAUCCCAGCAUUUGGUACUAUCAUGGAAACUGUCACCCAGCGAGAGUUAUUAGAGAGGGUGAAGAUGCAGCUGGCUUCAUUCCUUGAAGACCCCCAAUAUCAAGAUCAGCACUCGCUACAGACAGAGAUAAUCAGGACGUUUGGGAGAGUCGGACCUAACGCAGAGCCUCGCUUCAGAGAUGAAUUUGUUCUUCCCCAUCUACACAAGCUGGCAUUGGGCAACAAUCAACAGGCUGUGGAUUCAAAGAGAUUGGACAUUGCCACUUACUUGUUUGAGGCGUACAGCGCUCUCUCCUGCUGUUUUAUUUCGGAGGAAAUCAUGGUGAAUCACUUUUUGCCAGGACUCAGGUGUUUACGUCUGGAUAUGGAGCAUCUGUCUCCUGAACAUGAGGUGAUAUUGAGCUCAAUGAUAAAAGAAUGUGAACAGAAAGUGGAGAACAAGACUGUGCAAGAGCCCCAGGGUUCAAUGUCCAUUGCUUCAAGCCUUGUUAGUGAAGAUACAAAGACAAAGUUCUUAAACAAAAUGGGACAGUUGACAACGUCUGGUGCAAUGUUGGCUAAUGUUUUUCAGAGGAAGAAAUAAAAAUGGCUUGUGUUGGCGGCCAAUAAAACACUAAAGAUGGACCACACUCCUUGGUUUCUUGUACUUGAAGUACCUGCCUUUUUAUUUGUUUUGGGUUUUUUCUGUCUUAAGUUCUUGUAAUAUAUUUUAUUAAAAACUCCAAAGAUAUUUGCACUUCAUUAAAAUAUCAGCAUGUCUGUUGAUUUUGGAGUUAACACCGUAGUUCAUAUUUAAGUGGGAUCAUUAGCCUUUACCAUGUCUCUGUUCUGUGUAUUUGUCUAUUUUUUUUAUUAUAAAUAUAUAUAUAUAUAGCGAAAAGUAUUUUUUCUGAAAAAACUAUGAGCAAUUCUAUCUGUUAUAUACUGCACAAAUAGCAAAGGUACUUAAAAAGAUGUAAAUUUAAACUUUUGUCAUGAAGUAAUAAAGUGAACGAUUGCUGUGUAUUUAAAUUAUUAAAGGAAUAA